This is a messenger RNA of Pseudoliparis swirei, 2017 nucleotides long. Its product is annotated as endoplasmic reticulum protein SC65-like. Gene Ontology annotation, molecular function: collagen binding; protein binding. Bases 703 to 1950 code for a protein of 415 amino acids. The record is from RefSeq and is a predicted model, not a curated record. NCBI's taxonomy places the organism in Eukaryota, Metazoa, Chordata, Actinopteri, Perciformes, Liparidae. Gene Ontology annotation, biological process: peptidyl-lysine hydroxylation; collagen fibril organization. The transcript is spliced from 7 exons. Gene Ontology annotation, cellular component: endoplasmic reticulum.
UUGCUUUUAUUUUGAAAGGAAGGUUGCCGAUUCUCCAGUACAGCAGAGAUCCGCCUCUCUGGAUCAGCAGCGCAUCCGAGCCGUAAAGUGUCUCGCGAACCCCCAAAAGUUUCAGCUUUUCCAUUAAUGCCGUGAAAAUGUCAAGAUGCACUCCAGCGACCGCACGUCUGAAGUCCAGCCACAUCUUAGAGGGGAAUUGUUUCCUAUUAUAAGAUGUCCUAAUAUGAUUUAUAGGAGGAACAAAAAUAGAUGUAGGCCUCCUGAUCUCAAACUAUUCUGAGCCAAACUAUAACUGCUAAAAAAAAACAACUAAAUUACUAUUUUUGCUAUAUAUUUACGCUCCAGAAUGUCAUUAUCAUAUAGCCCUUGAGGAGAUAAUCAUUCAUGACUAUGGGAUUUACGUAUAUAAAUCUCAUGUCACGCCCCUUCACUUAUUCAUCAACAACAUAACAAAUAAGACAGCAAAGCUCAAGCGGUCACUUUUACGCACGUAAAUUAUUCCUGUGCCAAAUAAAGAAACUUGUGACAGCUGUAGAUCUGCACUGAGAAACCUGAGACAGGAACUCUGAAAGGCCCAAUCCCGGAAUUCCCAGAGACCCCUAAACUCUUCAGCAGACCACCACACACACACACACACACACACACGAGCAGACGGAAGAGGCAGACUCGAGGCAGACGAACUAAUAUGCGGUAUACUAUCUUAUGGUUGCGUUGUGGACGUUGCUAUGUUUGAACUAUGUGUAUAUGACAGCCGCGCAGAAUGAUAACGACAAUUUGAAAAAUGUCCCCACAGAGGAGCUCAUGCCGCUUACAACUGCGUAUGGAUUGGCUCUGGACCAUUACGCAGCAGAGAGGUGGACUGAAUCCAUCGAAUAUUUGGAAUUGAGUUUGCGUUUGCGUCGGCUUCUUAAAGACAGUGUGAUGUACUGCGUGCUGCACUGUAACAGAACCAACCAUGAAGAACCGUCGACGGAAAACCAGGACCUCCAAGUCGACUGGCGCGUGAUGAUGAGAGCGUCCUGCCAGAAGAAGUGCAGAGGGCAUCUCCCCGCGUUGCAGCUCCCUCCUCCCGGCAGAGAGAUCCUGGAAGAUUUCAGCAGAAGGUCGCCCUACCGAUACCUGCACUUCGCUUACUCCAGGUUGAAUGACCUGCAGAGGGCCGUCCCGUGUGCCUACACCUACCUCCAGAAGAACCCCGGGGACCAGGAGAUGCACCAGCUGAUGGAGGAGUAUAAGAGCCAGUACGACCUGAGUGGCUACCUCACCGACCACGAAGAACAACCCUACGAGGUCUCGUUUCUGAGAGGAGUGAAACUCAUCAAUUCAGGGGACUACAGCAGCAGUAUUGACCACACGGAGGCCGCUCUGAGACUCUACCUCCACGAGUAUGACCUCUGUCAGGCAGACUGUGAAGGGCUCCAUCAACUUUCACCACACACCGACUUCUACACAGCCAUCGCAGAUAUUUAUGUUGGCGCAUUACACUGUAAGGUGAAGUGUGAAGAGAACUUGAGGCCUAACGUCGGUGGUUAUUUCGUGGACAAGUUUGUGCCCACGAUAUACCACUACCUCCAGUAUGCCUAUUAUAAGUUGAACGACGGCCGCAGUGCGUCGCCCUGUGCUUACAGCUACUUCCUGUUUGAACCAGAGGACCAGGUCAUGAAGCAGAACCUGCAGUAUUAUAGAGCCUACAGCGAGCAGUGGGGCCUUCAGCCCGGCCACUUCACACCCAGGAUGGAGGCUGUAAGGCACUACAACCACACGGUCACUCUAAAGCAGAUGCUGACAUCUGCAGAGAAGUACUUCAAGUUGAUCGACGAGGAAGCGACACCUUUAUCCUCAGAGUCUCCCGAUGCCGAGUUUGAAGGGAUGGGAGACUACGAGGAGUCCAUCUACGCUGACUGGAGACAGCCAAAGGGCAAAGGAGACGCGGGGGAGUCAAACGUCUGAAUAGAAUUUUAUAUAAAUUGCAGAUCUGAAAAAUGUGAGGGAUUAAUCAGUCGGUAGCAUCAGAGAC